Molecule: messenger RNA, 1005 nt
Organism: Penicillium maclennaniae
Lineage: Eukaryota; Fungi; Ascomycota; Eurotiomycetes; Eurotiales; Aspergillaceae
Exons: 1
Coding region: 1-1005 (334 amino acids)
Source: RefSeq, a predicted model, not a curated record
AUGGCCUCCCCAAGCACGUUCUCGCUAGGUCAUAUCAUCAAAGUCUCCGUCUCGGAGAAAGAAGACAUCAAAUGCUUUGGAAGGGCGUCGACCAGGGGAAAGCCCAGGCCAUGCGCUAGGAAACUUGGCGAAGGGAGGAAGCUGGCUGCAAGAAGAAUUCUCCAACAUACUAUUGCUCACGAAGAUCUCAGAGGUGAUCUAGUGAAAGGUGUGAUCAAAACGCUCGCACAGACUCUUGUUCACGGUGACCACAACCCAGGAUGCCGAGCGAGACUCGAGAAUGAAUGGCUCGGUCUUCUAGAAGAGCAAAUAGCACAAGUGGACGCACACCAGAUGGGGCAGCGUCUUGGCCCAGAGAAUACUACAUCGCCGCCAAUGAGUUCUGGAUGCACGGAGACCUCUGCCAUUACUGAGCCCUCGGUUACUAAAAGAUCCAUACCCGAGGGCCAAGUUCGCUACCCUCCGCUACGCAUGCCCGCUUCCCCCCCCACGAACAAAAUCCCAGUUAUCCAAGAACCCAUCUUGGAGGGGGAAGUUCGCUACCCUUUGUUACCUAAGUCGGGUAAUGAAGCGUCAAUGGCAGAUGUCACCGAGAAAAUAGGGGCUCUGGCGCCAAUUUCCGCGCAGAAUACUCAGGAGACUUUAUCUGCUUACCACCUCACACCGUUCGCACGUCGCAUCCCCACAAUUCAUGAGGAUUUCUCUGUUAAUCUGUCUUCGAACUGGAUACUCUCUUGCAUGAUGGGUUUUAUCAUGCAGAUAGGUCAGCAUGUUCUCGCUAUGAUGUUCGUGCGAUUCGGCAGUGUCUCCACGCAAGAUCAGACUGGUCGAGUCACAAAACCAGUGACACAACUUCAAUUCCUGUUUGGUGUCAAUAUUGCGAUUGAAGGAUUGAAUCUCGCAUUCUGGAUUUAUACUUUGCUGAUCGUUGCACUAUUCCGAUUGCUCUUUUCUGUCUUGUGGCCGCUGUCGGGUCUUUUUGCGGGGGAUGCAUUCUGCUCUUAG